This is a messenger RNA of Chrysochloris asiatica (Cape golden mole), 1095 nucleotides long. It is a transcript of the gene SLC35C1, whose product is annotated as solute carrier family 35 (GDP-fucose transporter), member C1. Lineage: Eukaryota; Metazoa; Chordata; Mammalia; Afrosoricida; Chrysochloridae. Gene Ontology annotation, cellular component: Golgi apparatus. Gene Ontology annotation, biological process: protein O-linked glycosylation via fucose; GDP-fucose import into Golgi lumen. The record is from RefSeq and is a predicted model, not a curated record. The coding region runs from base 1 to 1095 and encodes 364 amino acids. Gene Ontology annotation, molecular function: antiporter activity. The transcript is spliced from 2 exons.
AUGAACAGGGCCCCUCUGAAGCGGUCCAGGAUCCUGCACAUGGCCAUGAUGGGAAGCUCAGACCCCUCCGGAGAGGCGGAGGGCAGCGAGGAGAAGCCCUUUCUGAUGCGGGCGUUGCAGAUCGCACUGGUGGUCUCUUUAUAUUGGGUCACCUCCAUCUCUAUGGUGUUUCUGAACAAGUACUUACUGGACAGCCCCUCCUUGCGGCUGGACACCCCCAUCUUCGUCACUUUCUACCAGUGCCUGGUCACUGCGCUGCUAUGCAAGGGCCUUAGCACACUGGCUGCCUGCUGCCCGGGCUCUGUGGACUUCCCCUCUCUGCGCCUGGACCUGAGGGUGGCCCGCAGUGUCCUGCCCCUGUCCGUGGUCUUCAUCGGCAUGAUCACCUUCAAUAACCUCUGCCUCAAGUACGUCGGCGUAGCCUUCUACAACGUGGGCCGCUCGCUCACCACCGUGUUUAAUGUGCUGCUCUCCUACCUGCUGCUCAAACAGACCACCUCCUUCUAUGCCCUGCUCACCUGUGGCAUCAUCAUUGGCGGCUUCUGGCUUGGUGUGGACCAGGAAGGAGAAGAGGGUACCCUGUCUUGGGUGGGCACGCUUUUCGGCGUGCUAGCCAGCCUCUGUGUCUCACUCAACGCCAUCUAUACUAAGAAGGUGCUUCCGGCGGUGGACGGCAGCAUCUGGCGUCUGACUUUCUACAACAAUGCCAACGCCUGCGUGCUCUUCCUGCCCCUACUCCUACUGCUAGGGGAGCUACAGACCCUCCACAACUUCGUCCAUCUGGGCAGCGCCCACUUCUGGGGUAUGAUGACGCUGAGUGGCCUGUUUGGCUUCGCCAUUGGCUACGUAACAGGACUGCAGAUCAAGUUCACUAGCCCCCUGACCCACAACGUGUCAGGCACGGCCAAGGCCUGUGCCCAGACGGUGCUGGCUGUCCUCUACUAUGAGGAGACCAAGAGCAUCCUCUGGUGGACAAGCAACAUGAUGGUACUGGGUGGCUCGUCUGCCUAUACCUGGGUCAGGGGCUGGGAGAUGAAGAAGGUUCCAGAAGAGCCCAGCCCCAAGGAGGACGAGAAGAGCCCCCUAGGGGUGUGA